CUAAUUUAUUACAUCUAAAAAAAAUAAUAUGCAUUCCUUUAUGCUCAGAGGUUAUAUGUAUAAAACCUCUGGACAUUAAGGGACGCUACCUAUUGGGUUUUAUUCAAUUGUAUUUGAUGUCAAAUUUAAGGCCCAUACAGUAGCCACUCCAUAUAAUAUUUACGGAUGCAUUCAUCAGCUUUCACUUUGCGUGGUUAUGCAAAAAUGAUAUUGCAUGCUUAUAAAUAUCCACAUCGGCCAGUUGUUGGUUUUCUUAUCGGAAAAACCAGGGUAAUGGAAAUUUUUGAAAUGUUUGUAAAUGUUAUUUUAUUGGUUGUGCGUUCUAGACAUUUAAAAACCGUCGAAUGUUGGAUUUAAUUUGCCAUUUUGACAUUGUUUUAACGCAUUUUACGAAACCAUUACUAAUAUUAAGUUUAGAAUUUUUUAAACUCUUUCUGCUCUUUUUUCUAUGUCUUUGUUUUAUCUGAUUGACAACAUAUAACUUCCUUUUUUCAUACUGUUGGACAACAGUAAGUUUAUUUCGGUACGGAUUUAUUUUUUGUUUUUCUCUAAUGGCGUUGAUAUGAGGCAUUGGAAAAGUUAAAAUUUAUGACGCUGAAGUGACUUUUCAGACUGCGAUAGUUGACGAAUUAGUUAAUUAAUACGGAUGGUGAGACUUUAUAUUGAGUGGAACUCUGUGUCAAAUUUUUCCAGAAUAACAGCGAAUUGAUAUGCACUGACGCUAUACCCGUGCUACAUGAAAGCGCUUCUUUGAGUAUGGCUUUAGAAGCGGCUUUGAUAUGUACAGAUAAUUGCACCAAAGGUGGUCAUGCGCUCAUUGGACUGUAUUUUUGCAAUCAGUUUCUUGCAGACAAUAGUCUCGAUCCCCAUGCAAUGCGAGUAGCUGAAAAAAUUGUUUCGAAUUAUCCGAACACAUUCCUCGUUCAAAUCGAUAACUCCCUUCUUAGUGCAGGAUUAUUAGAACCUGCUAUUCGAGUUUACACUUUGGAUAGCAAAUUAUGGAAAUCAAAAAGAUUCACUAUACUGAAUGAGGAAACAGUGUUACCAAUCGUUUCCAGUGCCGUACAGAUGAAAUUAUACCUCGAAAUAAUGGAUUUUGAAAAUCAUUUAGAUAAUCCUGUUAAUGACCACUGGAAUACGGCGCUAAAUGAGAAGUUGGAACAGUUAUCGUGGCGAAAUGCUUGCAGUUGAUCUCAUUUCUCAUCCUAGUCAUUCUCUGCCUUAAUCUCGUUGCUUGAAAGCUACAUUGUUGUAAACAUGACUGGAGAUUAUAAAAAAAUUUGCAAGAAAAGUGUGUG
Molecule: messenger RNA, 1298 nt
Organism: Loa loa (African eye worm)
Lineage: Eukaryota; Metazoa; Nematoda; Chromadorea; Rhabditida; Onchocercidae
Exons: 4
Coding region: 757-1191 (144 amino acids)
Cellular component (GO): EMC complex
Source: RefSeq, a predicted model, not a curated record